CCUUUUUAUGGAGGGCUUUUCCUCCCCUUUAUCCCAUAAGCUCCCAUCCAUGCUGAGAGGUUUACCAGCUUUGCUAAGGGCGCUGUCGCCAUCUCAUCCACCACCCAGAAAACAGCGCAAUGCCACGUGUGCAAGGAGCACCUUCUGGUGCCCCAGGAGGGGAGAACCUUCCACAAGGGGCCGAGAGAAACUGAGGCUUUGAGCGUGAGGAGGGCAGGAGGAACCUCGCCAGGCUCGGGGAAGUCUCAGCUGAGUCACGGCUCAGAAAAUGGCGUUUUGUUGGGAAAUGCACCGCAUCCCCGGCUCUGCUCCGUCCGUCCCUCUGCUGAGCGCCGCCGGGCAGCAGCAAAGCGUGGAGCUGCGAUGGCACAGCAGGGCUGCCCAUCAGCCACGGCGGGGAUGGCUGCGUUCCCCCGGCGGAUUUAGCAGCCAUCUAUAGGAACCUUCAGCUCAGGAGCGCCCGACAAGUUUGAACAGAAAGCCCCGCACCGCUCUGGGAGCAGCAUUGGGCCAGCGAGCCCUUUGAUUGCGAUCAGCCAGCUGGCAGGAAUCCCAGGCACUCGCACAAAAAUGCUUUGAAGCGGCCAGAUGCACAAAGGUGUGUCCCUGUGAGCGUGUGGGGCGCGGAGCGGUGAUUCACGGCAUCGCCAUGCGGUGCUCGGGCUGCGCACACGCAGCGCUGAAGGGCCGCGUCCCCCCCUCGCUCCCCAUCUGCCCGUUUUGGGGUUGAACUCUCCAACGUUCUGCCCGUCGCUCCCCGUAUCCGGCUCGGGUUUUGUUCCUUCUCAGCCUCCCCGAACCGCCGCAGUGCCUGCGAGCUCCAGACAGGGAGGCAGACAGGGAAUGCGCUCCAGGCGCUUGCAGAUGUAAGCUCUGCUGCACUGGGCUUGCUGGGAUGACACUCACCGUGCCCUGCUAAGUAAGCAUCCCCGGCCCGUGAUUCAGGGCAGAAGCAGCACAGAGGCGCAGCGAACUCCUUUAUUUAAGUACCUUUUGCUCUUUCAGAGUCGGGUUUGGGAUCUCUUGCAGAAUCCUGGGAGAUUCCCUCCCUUGGGCUAAACAAUGCAAACUCACCCUGAAGAAACCAUUGUUUCUUGAAAGCCUCUGUAAGCUCCCCAUGCCUGCCCCGGCCCUGCAGCCCAGCUCAGCAGUUCGGGCGGGUUAUGAAACAGGGCAGAUGCCGGAGCAGCAUUUCUAUUAUCCGCCAGCAAAUGAUGGGAUGCGGUAACCGCUCUGCUCUCCCGUGCAGGGAUGGGGUGAGGGCUGCUCCUCGCCGAGGGGGAAAUGACAUUACAGGUUUGCAAGAGCUGGACACUUUGUUGUGCAGAAGCCACCUGACGCUGACAGCCUAUCAUUGAUUUGCGAAAGCAUCGCUUGGCAUCGAUAAGAAGCUUCCAGGAGAAAGAAGUAGGGCGCAGGAAAGCAACAACAUUCAGCUUUUGCUUUGCUGUUCCUUAUCCAGAGUGGGAGCACGGUGGACACAGCAGAAAGUCUUUCUUGUGUUGCUUGGGUAUUGUGGUCUUGGGCAUGGUCUAAGACCGUGGCUGUGUGACAGAGCUCGUCCCUUGGGUGAGGUGUUGGGACCCUGGGGAAGGAGAACCAGCAAUGAUUCAACUCCAGGUGCUCUUGCUCUGAGUCUUAAUGAGGGGUCCAGCAUCUGUGAGCUGACAGCACCGGGCCUGUGGGUGCUGCUCCCUCAAGUGAUGACUGUUGGGGUUUCUUCUAGUAGGAACUCUCUCCAUGGCAGUGCACAAAAAUCUGCUCCUCCUGUCCUGUGCCAAGGGGUCCCAAGAAGCUUCAGCCCCACAGGUCCUCUCCUUGGCCUCCCUCCACUGCCCAUGGCUGGGCAGGAGCACUGUCAGCACUGCUGUGACCUGAAAUCCCACCAACUUUAAGGGCUUUGAUUCUCUGCAUAGGACUCCACAGCAAUGAGAAACCUUUCAGAGCCAAAACUCAAUGCGUGACUCCUCAUCUUGCUGGGUCCUUUUGUGUUCUUCUUGCAAAAAAUCCUCCCUUCCUCCACACUACCCCAAGCCACUUGCAUAGAUGGCCCCAGUGCUUUGCCUGUGGGCUGUCCUGACUCAUCCAUGGGGGCAAGCCAGGCUGUAAGGCGGUCACUGCCAAUGGUGUGAUCCCUGUUGGGAAGGGGUCUCAUCCCCAGAACAUCAGCUGCCUGCGGGGGUCCACAAAACCCCCAUUAGGUGCAGUGCAGAUCCUGGGCUCUGGAGACUGGAUUUGCAGCUGUGCAGCUAGAGGAUGAUGAGGUGGACAGACAGACAAAGUUGGGAGCAUCACCCAGAUCCCCCAUUGGAACAGGACGUGGUGUGCAGCACUGCUCCCCUGACCCACAGCGCUGCCUCCCAGCACAGCCAUCCCCACGCCCUCAGCACUGGGGCACCAUUUCAACCCAACUUACACCAAGGGGAUUAAACGCCAUGAGCAAGCCAUGUGGGAGACCCUCCAUCCCACCACCCCACACCCACCCAGCAGCACCCGCCCCUCUCUCACCCUCACCCCCUUUUUCCUCCAGGAUCCCCCAUCCUGGGGGGCAGAGCUGGGGGUGAGGGCAGCAGAGCUGUGCGCCCUGCGGGGCCGCGAGCGGCGGCGGCGGCGGGGAGCGCGUGGGUGUGUGCAGGCAGGGCUGUAUAUCCAGUCUGGCAGAGGGUGUGCCUGCUCACACGGCGGGGAGCAGAGCUGGGAGAAGGAGCCCUGAGACACGCUGGGCUUGGGGACGUAUGGCAAGGAGGGGUUCGGGAGAUUAACCCCAAAAAGAGACGCGGUCGCUGUGGCAUUGCGUGGUGCGCGUGGUCAGGUGCAGAGCAGCUCCCCGUCCCCUGUGGUUUGCAGCCAUGCUUCACUCUCCGCUGAAAACGGCGUUGGCAUACGAGUGCUUCCAAGACCAGGCCAGCUCCACGCUGGCCCUGCCCUCGGAUCACAAGCUGAAAACGAAGGGCACGGGAAAACAGCGGGUCCAGGAGCAAGUGAUGAUGACGGUGAAGCGGCAGAAGCAGAAGUCGUCGGUGUCAUCGAGCGUGGGGCACUCCAACAGAGGUUCCAUGUACGACUGUGUAGCUGAUGGUUAUGGCUACGGGACGUCCCGGGGCAGUUAUUACACCAAAACCCAAAUGGGAAACAGCAGCUGGGGAUAUCCGCUGUACAACGGGACCCUGAAGCGGGAUGCUGAGAACCGGCGCUACAGCUCCUACAGCCAGAUGGAGGGCUGGGGCAGCAAGCACUACAGCAAGGCAGUCUGCAGCCCCAACAGGGCCGGCAGCGACUACUGCUUUGUGCAGAACAUCAAGAGCAGCCGGAGCGAGCCCGACCUCUACUGCGAACCACCGCGGGGCACGCUGAGGAAGAGUCAGGUCGGGGGUCGGGCAGAGCACAAGGCAACCUUGAACCGCCAGAGCAUCUACAGCAGCUGUAGCACCCAGCAAGGAACUACCAGGACAAGUAAAAAAAUGCCUGCACGGGCUCUCUCCUGCCCCUCCAGCAACAAGCCCGACGUGGUCUAUGCCCAGCCCGUGAUGAGCUGCAAGCAGGAUGCGGUUUAUGGACAGGCUCAGUCUGGCUCCAAAAUAUGUGGUGACGAGAUAGAUGGUGGCACAAUGACCAUCCAGAAAGCCAUACAGUUCCUGUGCUCCUCUGAUGACAAAUACCAGGCCAUGGGGGCUUAUUACCUCCAGCACACCUGCUUCCAGGAUGAGUCUGCCAAACAAGAGGUCUAUCGGCUCGGGGGAAUUGCCAAGCUGGUUGAGCUGCUCCGCAGCACGAACCAAAACGUACAGCGGGCGGCAGCCGGAGCCCUCCGGAAUUUGGUCUUCAGGAAUCCAACCAACAAGAUAGAAACCCGGCGGCAGAACGGGAUAAGGGAGUGUGUGAGCCUCCUGAGGAGGACGGGGAACACCGAAAUUCAGAAGCAACUGACAGGUCUGCUCUGGAACCUCUCCUCCACUGAUGAAUUAAAAGAGGAGCUGAUACAAGAGGCCCUCCCCGUCUUGACAGACUGUGUUAUCAUCCCUUUCUCUGGCUGGUCUGAUGGUGGCUGCAACAGGACAAGGGAAAUUAUCGACCCCGAAGUUUUCUUCAAUGCCACAGGGUGCUUGAGAAACCUCAGUUCUGCAGACAUGGGACGUCAGACCAUGCGAAAUUACCCUGGCUUGAUCGAUUCUGUCAUGACCUACGCCCAGAACUGCGUGGCUUCUAACCGACCCGAUGACAAGUCUGUGGAGAACUGCAUCUGCAUCCUGCACAACCUCUCCUACCGCCUGGAUGCUGAAGUUCCCAACAAAUACACCCAACUCAACCACAUGGCCCGGAGCGUUUACAUGGACAAAACUCUCACAGGCUGCUUCAACAGCAGGAGUGGCAAAAUGGAGAAUGAUGAGUAUGGUGUCCCUCUCCCUGAGGAGGAUUUUAAACCCAAGGGACCCAGCUGGCUGUACCACUCGGAUGCCAUCCGCACCUACCUGUCCCUGAUGGAUCACAGCAAGAAAGAUGCCACCCUGGAGGCUUGUGCUGGAGCCCUGCAGAACCUCACUGCGAGCCGAGGGCUGAUGUCCAAUGCCAUGAGCCAAUUGAUUGGGGUGAAGGAAAAAGGUUUGCCUCGCAUAGCACGGCUCCUGCAGUCCAACAGCUCCGAAGUUGUCCGGUCUGGUGCUUCUUUGCUGAGCAACAUGUCCCGACAUCCCAUCCUGCACAAAACCAUGGCUCACCAGGUGCUCCCAGAUGUAUCACGUCUCCUGUCAUUCCAGUCUGGAAAUACCAACAGCUAUGGCGAGAUCAUGACAUCAGCUUGUUACACUCUGAGGAACCUCAUCAUGUCCAAUCCACACCUGGGAAAGUGUUACUUGACAAGCAACAUGCUCAAUAAUGUAGUAAGCCUGUGCCGAAAUGGCUCCUGUCCAAAAGCAGCUGAAGCUGCUCGCCUCCUCCUGACAGACCUUUGGUCGAACAGGGAGCUCCAGAGUGUGCUCAAGCAGCAAGGAUUUGAUAAGAACAUGAUGGGAUCUUUAGCUGGGACGACCUUCAGGACUCUUCCCUCCAGAUUUUAGGAGCCUCUCCACACACAUUUGGGCUGCAGAGUUUGGAAUUGGUUCAUCUCCAGGAUCACACCCCGUUCACAGUUACUUAGGAUGUUAAAGAUGUAGAGUGUUUGUGAGUUAAACUCAACUGUAAAGCAAACCAAAGAUAUGGAUUUCAUGUGGAUC
Molecule: messenger RNA, 5210 nt
Organism: Phasianus colchicus (ring-necked pheasant)
Lineage: Eukaryota; Metazoa; Chordata; Aves; Galliformes; Phasianidae
Gene: PKP1
Product: plakophilin 1
Biological process (GO): cell-cell adhesion
Cellular component (GO): nucleus; adherens junction; plasma membrane
Molecular function (GO): protein binding
Source: RefSeq, a predicted model, not a curated record